UCAGUUUGUAUGAUUUAAUUCAUCAGUUUACUUCCUGUUUUUUUUUUAGGAAAGUAAAGGAUGACAAUGACUGCUGACACCCGUCCCUGCGUGUGUGUUAUCAAUGACCUGCUUGUAUCAUUAAAAGGACGAAACAACGACUGCUGGAGGAAACGAUGCUUCCAAGGAAGACAGCAAAAAACAAGCACGAGGCUGAGACGUGGAAUGUUCUGCUUUAGGAAACGUGCACGGGCAAGUGCUGACGGCCCGAAGCAGCGAUGAGGAGGAGGAGGCCGUCGUGAUUCACGGGCCACGCCCCCGACAGCGGAUAAGUGAGGGCGGCGAAAGUUGCGGGAAGAGGAAGUGAGAGAGAAUCCAGCUCGACCUGAUGAGCAGAGUCAGAGCGUCCUGCCGCCAGCAUCUCUUUUGGAGCUGGAGGAGCGCAUCUCCAUGCAGAUGAGUCGCUACACGCAGACGCCAUCAUGUCUGCUCAUGUGGCUUCAGGCUCCGCCCCCUCAAAGGAAUCCCAGUUGUAGGAACGGACGACUGGAAUGCUCACCGUGGCCAAUGAGCUCAGCAAACCUUGGCAGGCGAUGGUCACAUCGGUGCAGAUGUUACGGAGGGGCUUCAGCAACCGCACGCUGGUCGACAUGGAGAGGAGCUCCGAUCAAAGUGGACUUUGUUGUGCGUCUACAAGGAGGAUUUGUGACAUCACGGCGGGUUUGGGGCCACUUGGUUGCGUGGAAGAGGUAACCCAUCCACAAUAAGACAAGAACAAGUCUGGGGGCAUGCUGGUGCGCCAAGGUUGCCACGACGACAAGCCCACUCCGCAGUGACGUCAGCGGACAACCCCCCUCUUUCAAAACUUUGCUCUUGAGGCCCAGGCGAAACGAGCGCAGCAUCCGCGACUUUAAAGGGCGAACCGACAAGAAAGCGACCCCGGAACUAUCGCGAGACUUUGAGCGAGGAAGCCCUUCCCAGCGUGGACACUGGGGCGGCGCCCUCGAGCCACAUGUGAUAUUAAUAUCACAGCAGCCACACCGCUCCCGAACUGAAGCUGACGACUAAAUUUAAACGCCCUCCAUUGCUGCGCUCCCACAUUCCUACCAGGCCUCCCCUCCAUCUCCCGCCAGGCCUGCUCCUCCUCCUCCCAUCACGCAGUGCUGCUGCUAAAGAUGAUGAAGAUGACGACGAAGGCAGAGAGCAAUAACUUGAGGUGUGUCCAGGCAGGGGAGGAACAUUUGAUGGAAGCUGUUCAUUUGGAAGCGUAUCGAAUGAACAAGGCUCAGACUGUGACAGUGGUGGUCCAUUGAGUGCUGGGACAAAGCGGACAUAUGGAAACCAGUUACUUGCAGGAAAAUAGAUGCUCUUUCCUAAUUCUACCACCAGAGGGCAGCAGAGACUGGCAGGUACCGGCGGUGGCGGAGGCGCGCGCUCCUGGAUGUACUCACCUACUCGCGUGUCUUUGCGUGGAAUGCACGCGCGCCCCCUCUGCGGCUGCGGCUGCUGCUGCUCGACUGCUGCUGCGUGACUCCAUGAGGAUGGGAGGAGGAAGCCUCGUCCUGGUGCUGGCGCUUCACUUUGUGUGGCUGCUGCACUCGGUGCUGGUCAGCUCCGCCCACUGCGACGCCGUCUUCAAAGGCUUAUCGGACUGUGUGCUGCAGCUGGGAGACAACAUGGCCAACUACCCCCAAGACCUGGACGAGCAGCAGAAACUGCACAAGAUCUGCAACUACUGGGACGAUUUCCACUCCUGCGCCAGCACAGCGUUGGCCGACUGUCAGGAGGGCGCCACCGAACUUUGGGAGAAGCUCAAGAAGGAAUCUCGUAAUCUGGAUUUUCGCGGGAAUUUGUAUCAACUGUGCGGUGGGAACAACGGCGCCCCCGGGCGGGGGGUGUCCGGCGGCCUGGGGGUGCUACUGGCGGCGCUGCCAAGCGUGCUGACGUGGCUGGCCCUUUAAGACUCACAAAAAAAAAACCCACUCUGGAAAAGAAGGACAAAAAAAGAACCGAAUCAAGACAAAGUGCAAACUAGAAAAAAGAUGGAUUCUCUUUGCCCUCAAGUUUGCCUUCCAGGCACAACGGCCCAUCGCCACAUCAGAAUGAUCGACCGCAACACUUGGAGGAAUUCCAAAAGUAUUCCAGUCAAACGGGAACGUUUGCUCAUCAAGGUCUCCAUGACGACGCCUUGUAACCGCCGGCGCCAGGCAGAUCAGACGGAAUAUUGGGGUCUAUUCAAGGAUGCCGUGGUGAAUGCCAUCAUCCGAUUGGCGCCAAAAAAAAAAGAAGAAAGCCCGCCAUCACACCAAUUUUUUUGCUUUUUGCACCAAAUUGUUGAGCCCUGCAACUUGACUUGCAAGGCUAACACGUUACAGUAUUUGACUUUUAGCAGCUAGCUUGCUGACCCGCGAGCGGAUUUUUUGUUGUUGUUGUCGUUGUUUGUUUGUGGUGGCAGACAGGAAGUGAGCGUUCAGCUUGUGGAUGGAUGUCGACCUGCAUGAUGUCGCUUGUCAACGCCUUUUGGGAAAUGAGCACAAACGGCUAGGUGUUAGCUUAGCGUGUUAGCAAAGCAACACUAAUCAACCAGGUGAAGCAAAGCAAUCAACGUGAGCUGCGCUAAUGCUCGCAUUCAAAUUAGCCAGUUUAUGAAUAAAACAUGUUUUAGCUUAGCUAGCAAAGUCAUAUCGCCAGCUAACACUUUGAUUAGCAUUCAGGCAGCUAACAGUGACUAGCGCUUUUUUUUUUUAAAGUUUUGUUCGCGAGCAAACACUUUUGGCGCAAAAAAGCGUUUGAGCGCCAAGUGUUCACUCUAAGUUAUUGAUUUUUUAAUAUUUUUUUUAUGUUUGUGCUCCUUUCCUGAAACCUUUGAGAAGUUUUCUUUGGAUGUAAGUCGUAACAUUAGCGUUAGCCUUGUGUUGUACACGCAGCAAAAAAAACAAAACACAAAGAGCAAUACGGCGACGUCACGGCCAGUGAAGUAGCUCCAAAAAAACACCAAUAAGAUUCCAUCAAUCAAUCAAUAAUAAAUAGUGACCAGACUGUUGUGUUGAACUAAAAGACGUCAUUGAUUAAUAAUAAUAAUAAUAAUAACUUCUAUGUCUUUGUUUGUUUGCUCGCAACUUUACCAAUCAUUCAGAAAAUUAUGAAGAAUUUAUUAUGUACAUUUAGAGGAUUUUGAAAAAAUGUAUCAUAAUGAGAGGAGAAAAAAAAGAUUAUUAUUAUUAUAGAAAGUUUUAACACUCCAUUGAUACAGAUGAUAGAAAUAUAUACAUAAAAGAUUGACAUGAUUUAGUGCUAAAUAAAAGAAUGUCAUGUUUGAAA
This is a messenger RNA of Nerophis lumbriciformis (worm pipefish), 3300 nucleotides long. It is a transcript of the gene nrn1a, whose product is annotated as neuritin 1a. Gene Ontology annotation, cellular component: plasma membrane. Gene Ontology annotation, biological process: neuron projection extension; nervous system development. The record is from RefSeq and is a predicted model, not a curated record. NCBI's taxonomy places the organism in Eukaryota, Metazoa, Chordata, Actinopteri, Syngnathiformes, Syngnathidae.